Molecule: messenger RNA, 5834 nt
Organism: Ornithodoros turicata
Lineage: Eukaryota; Metazoa; Arthropoda; Arachnida; Ixodida; Argasidae
Product: zinc finger protein 208-like
Exons: 17
Coding region: 432-5834 (1800 amino acids)
Biological process (GO): regulation of DNA-templated transcription
Molecular function (GO): DNA-binding transcription factor activity, RNA polymerase II-specific; RNA polymerase II cis-regulatory region sequence-specific DNA binding
Source: RefSeq, a predicted model, not a curated record
CACACAGGGCAGAUUCGGCGGCUCAAAGCUUCAGCGCGGUUCUAGUAGUGGCAAAGUGGCUUCGAGUGUUUACUUUUCACUUCGAGCUAUUUGAAAUGAGUGCACCAGCAUUGUACAGGACAACAAAACAGUUUUGUGAAGAACGCAGAACAGGACCUGAAGGAGCAAGACACAGGCCGCAUGCUCGAGUGAGAGAAACAGGGAUUCAUCUACGGAAAAUAGAAAAAGAAGUCGUCGCAAUAUUUCGUCGGGAACUUCUCACCGGCACCUCUUCUGUCUGAACGUAGCUGACCCUCUGACAAACGGACCCAAUUUUCCCUUUCCAAUUUACGUGGGAUGAGGACAGCACUCCGCAUUAAAGAAGAGGCGAGAGAUUCUUGUGACUUCUAGUCAUCACAUGCCAGGCCCUUUGGAAUCACAACUCCAAGAAAAUGCAGUUCUCUCUGGAGUUCCGCGAUCAGUCCGUGAGAGUGAAAUCCGAACCACCUGAUGUUGCAUGCCAGCCACAACAGGGCCAGGUACAUCAACAGCACUGCAGCGAACAUCCUUCAGGAGGUGAUGCUUAUGGAGUAACAGCUGGGACAUGUGACGUUAAAGAUGAAACUCUAGAGGAAUAUUCAAAGGAACAUCCAAUCGUAGAAGUGAAAACAGAGCCUUACAAUAUUGAAAUCUUGACUGGGCAGGACCAAAUGAGACACAACUGUGACUUAACAUCAGAAGAGUUCUUCCAGAGCACGGACCUGCAGCAUCACAAGCGGGCCCGCACAAGCCAGAAGCUACACAAGUGUGAUGUCUGCCCUGCAGAGUUCUGCCGGGUCUCCGAUCUACGGGUUCACAAGCGGAGGCACACGGGCGAGAAGCCACACAAGUGUGAUGUCUGCCCUGCAGAGUUCUGCCGGAUCUCGGAUCUACGGGUUCACAAGCGGAGGCACACGGGCGAGAAGCCACACAAGUGUGAUGUCUGUCCUGCAGAGUUCUGCCGGGCCUCGGAUCUACGGGAUCACAAGUGGAGGCACACGGGCGAGAAGCCACACAAGUGUGAUGUCUGUCCUGCAGAGUUCUGCCGGAUCUCGGAUCUACGGGAUCACCAGCGGAGGCACACGGGCGAGAAGCUACACAAGUGUGAUGCCUGCAGUGCAGAGUUCUGCCGGAUCUCGAGUCUGCGGGAUCACAUGCGGAGGCACACGGGUGAGAAGCCACACAAGUGUGAUGUCUGCCCUGUAGAGUUCUGCCGAAUCUCGGAUCUACGAGCUCACAAGCGGAGACACACUGGCGAGAAGCCACACAAGUGUGAUGUCUGUCCUGCAGAGUUCUGCCAGGUCUCGAGCCUGCGGGAUCACAAGCGGAGGCACGCGGGCGAGAAGCCACACAAGUGUGAUGUCUGCCCUGCAGAGUUCUACCGGCUCUGGGAUCUACGGGAACACAAGCGGACACACACGGGCGAGAAGCCAUACAAGUGUGAUGUCUGCCCUGUGGAGUUCAGCCGCACGUUCAGUCGGAAUGACUGCCUACAGCAGCACAAGCAGACACACACGGGUGAGAAGCUGUACAAGUGCGAUGUCUGCCCUGCAGAGUUCUACCGGCUCUGGGAUCUACGGGAACACAAGCGGACACACACGGGCGAGAAGCCAUACAAGUGUGAUGUCUGCCCUGUGGAGUUCAGCCGCAGUACGCAUCUAAAGGUUCAUAAGCGGAUACACACGGGUGAGAAGCAAUACAAGUGCAAUGUCUGUGCUGCAGCGUUCAGUCGGAAUGACAGCCUACAGCAGCACAAGCAGACACACACGGAGUUCAGACGGAGCCAGGCCCUACUGCAUCACAAGCGGACACACACGGGUGAGAAGCCGUACAAGUGCAAGGUCCGUGCUGCAGCCGGCAUUGUCACCUACAGAAUCACAAGAGAGAAGCCAUACAAGUGUCGUGUCUGCCCUGCAAAGUUCAGGCAGAGCCAGGCCUUACAGCAGCACAAGCGAACACACACGGGCGAGAAGCCAUACAGGUGUGAUCUCUGUCCUGCAGAAUUCCCCCAGAGUGCAGGUGUACAGCGUCAUAAGAGGAUGCACACAGGUGAGAAGCCAUACAAGUGUGAUGUCUGCCCCGCAGAGUUCAGCCGACACGGGUACCUACGGGUUCAUAAGCGGACGCACACAGGUGAGAAGCCAUACAAGUGCGACGUCUGCCCUGCGGAGUUCAGCCAGAAGGGGAACCUAGAGCACCACAAGUGGACGCACACAGGUGAGAAGCCAUACAAGUGCGACGUCUGCCCUGCGGAGUUCAGCCAGAAGGGGAACCUAGAGCACCACAAGUGGACGCACACAGGUGAGAAGCCAUACAAGUGCGACGUCUGCCCUGCGGAGUUCAGCCAGAAGGGGAACCUAGAGCACCACAAGUGGACGCACACAGGUGAGAGGCCACACAAGUGCGAUCAGAAGGGGAACCUACAGCACCACAAGCGGACGCACACAGGUGAGAAGCAGCACCACAAGCGGACGCACACAGGUGAGAAGCCAUACAAGUGCGAUGUCUGCCCUGCGGAGUUCAGCAAGAAGUGGAACCUACAGCACCACAAGCGGACGCACACAGGUGAGAAGCCAUACAAAUGCGAUGUCUGCCCUGCAGAGUUCAGCAAGAAGUGGAACCUGCAGCACCACAAGCGGACGCACACAGGUGAGAAGCCAUACAAAUGCGAUGUCUGCCCUGCAGAGUUCAGCAAGAAGUGGAACCUACAGCACCACAAGCGGACGCACACAGGUGAGAAGCCAUACAAGUGCGACGUCUGCCCUGCGGAGUUCAGCCAGAAGGGGAACCUAGAGCACCACAAGUGGACGCACACAGGUGAGAGGCCACACAAGUGCGAUGUCUGCCCUGAGGAGUUCAGCCAGAAGGGGAACCUACAGCACCACAAGCGGACGCACACAGGUGAGAAGCCAUACAAGUGCGACGUCUGCCCUGCGGAGUUCAGCCAGAAGGGGAACCUAGAGCACCACAAGUGGACGCACACAGGUGAGAGGCCACACAAGUGCGAUGUCUGCCCUGAGGAGUUCAGCCAGAAGGGGAACCUACAGCACCACAAGCGGACGCACACAGGUGAGAGGCCAUACAAGUGCGAUGUCUGCCCUGCGGAGUUCAGCCAGAAGGGGAACCUACAGCACCACAAGCGGACGCACACAGGUGAGAAGCCAUACAAGUGCGACGUCUGCCCUGCGGAGUUCAGCCAGAAGGGGAACCUAGAGCACCACAAGCGGACGCACACAGGUGAGAAGCCAUACAAGUGCGACGUCUGCCCUGCGGAGUUCAGCCAGAAGGGGAACCUAGAGCACCACAAGCGGACGCACACAGGUGAGAGGCCCUACAAGUGCGACGUCUGCCCUGCGGAGUUCAGCCAGAAGGGGAACCUACAGCACCACAAGCGGACGCACACAGGUGAGAAGCCAUACAAGUGCGACGUCUGCCCUGCAGAAAUCAGCCAGAAGGGGAACCUACAGCACCACAAGCGGACGCACACAGGUGAGAAGCCAUACAAGUGCGACGUCUGCCCUGCGGAGUUCAGCCAGAAGGGGAACCUACAGCACCACAAGCGGACGCACACAGGUGAGAAGCCAUACAAGUGCGACGUCUGCCCUGCGGAGUUCAGCCAGCAGGGGAACCUACAGCGCCACAAGCGGACGCACACAGGUGAGAAGCCAUACAAGUGCGACGUCUGCCCUGCGGAGUUCAGCCAGAAGGGGAACCUACAGCACCAAAAGCAGACGCACACAGGUGAGAAGCCAUACAAGUGCGAUGUCUGCCCUGCGGAGUUCAGCCAGAAGGGGAACCUACAGCACCACAAGCGGACGCACACAGGUGAGAAGCCAUACAAGUGCGACGUCUGCCCUGCGGAGUUCAGCCAGCAGGGGAACCUACAGCGCCACAAGCGGACGCACACAGGUGAGAAGCCAUACAAGUGCGACGUCUGCCCUGCGGAGUUCAGCCAGAAGGGGAACCUACAGCACCAAAAGCAGACGCACACAGGUGAGAAGCCAUACAAGUGCGAUGUCUGCCCUGCGGAGUUCAGCCAGAAGGGGAACCUACAGCACCACAAGCGGACGCACACAGGUGAGAAGCCAUACAAGCACCACAAGCGGACGCACACAGGUGAGAAGCCAUACAAAUGCGAUGUCUGCCCUGCAGAGUUCAGCAAGAAGUGGAACCUGCAGCACCACAAGCGGACGCACACAGGUGAGAAGCCAUACAAAUGCGAUGUCUGCCCUGCAGAGUUCAGCAAGAAGUGGAACCUACAGCACCACAAGCGAACGCACAUAGAGUUCAGCAAGAAGUGGAACCUACAGCACCACAAGCGGACGCACAUAGGUGAGAAGCCAUACAAAUGUGAUGUCUGCCUUGCAGAGUUCAUCAAGAAGUGGAACCUACAGCACCACAAGCGGACGCACAUAGGUGAGAAGCCAUACAAAUGUGAUGUCUGCCUUGCAGAGUUCAGCAAGAAGUGGAACCUACAGCACCACAAGCGGACGCACAUAGGUGAGAAGCCAUACAAAUGUGAUGUCUGCCUUGCAGAGUUCAGCAAGAAGUGGAACCUACAGCACCACAAGCGGACGCACAUAGGUGAGAAGCCAUACAAAUGUGAUGUCUGCCUUGCAGAGUUCAGCAAGAAGUGGAACCUACAGCACCACAAGCGGACGCACAUAGGUGAGAAGCCAUACAAAUGUGAUGUCUGCCUUGCAGAGUUCAGCAAGAAGUGGAACCUACAGCACCACAAGCGGACGCACAUAGGUGAGAAGCCAUACAAAUGUGAUGUCUGCCUUGCAGAGUUCAGCAAGAAGUGGAACCUACAGCACCACAAGCGGACGCACAUAGGUGAGAAGCCAUACAAAUGUGAUGUCUGCCUUGCAGAGUUCAGCAAGAAGUGGAACCUACAGCACCACAAGCGGACGCACAUAGGUGAGAAGCCAUACAAAUGUGAUGUCUGCCUUGCAGAGUUCAGCAAGAAGUGGAACCUACAGCACCACAAGCGGACGCACAUAGGUGAGAAGCCAUACAAAUGUGAUGUCUGCCUUGCAGAGUUCAGCAAGAAGUGGAACCUACAGCACCACAAGCGGACGCACAUAGGUGAGAAGCCAUACAAAUGUGAUGUCUUCCUUGCAGAGUUCAGCAAGAAGUGGAACCUACAGCACCACAAGCGGACGCACAUAGGUGAGAAGCCAUACAAAUGUGAUGUCUGCCUUGCAGAGUUCAGCAAGAAGUGGAACCUACAGCACCACAAGCGGACGCACAUAGGUGAGAAGCCAUACAAAUGUGAUGUCUGCCUUGCAGAGUUCAGCAAGAAGUGGAACCUACAGCACCACAAGCGGACGCACAUAGGUGAGAAGCCAUACAAGUGCAAUUUCUGCCCUGCAGAGUUCAGACGGAGCCAGGCCCUACCGCAUCACAAGCGGACACACACGGGAGAGAAGCCAUACAAGUGUCAUGUCUGCCCUGCAAAGUUCAGGCAGAGCCAGGCCUUACAGCAGCACAAGCGAACACACACGGGCGAGAAGCCAUACAGGUGUGAUCUCUGUCCUGCAGAAUUCACCCGGAGUGCAGGUGUACAGCGUCAUAAGAGGAUGCACACAGGUGAGAAGUCAUACAAGUGUGAUGUCUGCCCCGCAGUGUUCAGCCGACACGGGUACCUACGGGUUCAUAAGCGGACACACACGGGCGAGAAGCCAUACAAAUGUGAUGUCUGCCUUGCGGAGUUCAGCCAGAAGGGAAACCUACAGCACCACAAGAGGAUGCACACAGGCGAGAAGCUGUACAAAUGUGAUGCCUGCUCUGCAGAGUUCGGGGAGACCAGGUAA